This is a messenger RNA of Penicillium expansum, 1131 nucleotides long. RefSeq names its product flavin-containing monooxygenase. Gene Ontology annotation, molecular function: oxidoreductase activity. The transcript has 8 exons. The coding region runs from base 1 to 1131 and encodes 376 amino acids. NCBI's taxonomy places the organism in Eukaryota, Fungi, Ascomycota, Eurotiomycetes, Eurotiales, Aspergillaceae. The record is from RefSeq and is a predicted model, not a curated record.
AUGACCGUUCCCCUGCUCCAGGAGGGACUUGGUGGGCAAAUAAAUGUUAAUCCAGGAUGUGCCGUGGAUAUCCCAGCGGUCUUCUACAGUCUAUCGUUUGCCCCAAAUCCCGAUUUUUCGAAGGUUUACCCCCCACAAGCGGAGAUCUUGGAAUACUUCAACAGAGUAGCGGAUAAGUUUGAUGUCUCUCGACAUAUUGUUCGGAAUACAGAAUGGGAAGGGGCUUAUUGGCAGGACCUGACAAACAGCUGGUUAGUUAAGUUGAAAGACUUGUCUACAGGUCAGACCUUCUAUCACGAGUGUAAGAUCUUGAUCUCUGCGGUUGGAGCCUUGGUCAAUCCAAAUCCAUUUGGUGUUCCGGGUGCCGAAGUCUUUGAAGGUGAUAUCGUUCAUACCGCUGCGUGGAAGGCGGACUUAUCUCUUCAUCAGAAAGAUGUGAUUGUCAUUGGCAACGGAUGUUCGGCUGCUCAGCUCAUUCCCGCUAUCUCCCAAGAAGCUCAAAGCAUCACUCAAUUCAUUCGGCGCCGGAUCUUCGACAACAAUAGGUAUAUCAGCUGCCUUCAACAACGCAAUAUUCAUCUUACCGAUGACCCGAUUGUCAAAGUCUCAUCUCAUUCGAUUCUCACCAAGUCUGGCCAAGAAUAUCCUGCAGAUGCAAUUCUUCUUGCCACCGGAUUCGCCCUGACGCAAUACGAUGUCGAGCUGGUAGGGCGAAACGGCCGGACUCGCGAUGAACACUGGGGUAACUUCGGCUACAAGGAGGCAUACAAAUCCACUGCGAUGGCCGGAUUCCCUAAUUUCUUCUAUGUUCUGGGUCCCAACUCUGGCAAAGGCCACACAUCUGCCAUUUACUGCAUUGAGAACUACGUCAAGCUUGUCAUGAAGGUGAUUGCACCGGUUCUUCAAGGUCACGCUUCCUUUGUCGAGGUCAAGCCGGAUAGCGAGAAAGAUUACAACGAGAGUCUGCAUGAGAAAAUCGCCACGACGAUAUUCAAUAGCUCGUGCAGUAGUUAUUUUAUCGACUACAAGUCUCAGAAGAAUUGGUUCAUCUACCCAUGGAACUCAUUUGUCAUGUGGUAUUCUACCCAUUGGAGCAGUUCUGAUGACUGGACAUACGAUAUUGACAUGUGA